AUGGGUCCGACCAAACAAAAUCCUGGUUUCUGUUUCCAAAAGGAAACUCCUCAAAAGCAACUGAAUGUGCUGCACGAAAUUAGCGAAUAUGCACUCAGCUGGGUUCCAGAAACACGACGCGUGCAUUACAACGGUUCAAGCAAUGACGUUGAUAUCCCAUUGUUCGCUUUGAUCAAUCAAGAAGAAGAUAAAUGCCGUCAACGGAACUAUGCUACCAGCAACAGG
Molecule: messenger RNA, 225 nt
Organism: Opisthorchis viverrini
Lineage: Eukaryota; Metazoa; Platyhelminthes; Trematoda; Opisthorchiida; Opisthorchiidae
Exons: 3
Source: RefSeq, a predicted model, not a curated record